AUGGCUCGCGUAAUGGGCUAUCGUGGUGGAUACACACCACAAGACAGAAGACGAAUCGAGAGUGAAAUGUUUGAGGGGAAGUUAAUGGGUAUUAUUGCAACUACUGCUCUGGAGCUUGGUGUAGAUAUUGGAUCUUUGGAUGCUGUUCUGACCGUUGGCUUCCCAUAUACGAUUGCGAAUCUGCGACAACAAAGUGGACGGGCUGGACGGAGAAAUAAGGAUUCCUUGUCAGUAUUGAUUGGUGAUUGUUUCCCUAGUGAUCAGUAUUACAUGAAUAAUCCGGAUGAAAUCUUCACCAAACCAAAUUGCGAACUACAAGUCGAUCUGCAAAAUAUGCUGGUACUCGAGGGUCAUGUUCAAUGUGCAGCUUACGAGAUGCCAAUUCGUCCAGAUGAGGAUGCGAUUUAUUUUCGAAAGAAUCUGGCCGAGGUUGCAGAAGAGCGACUGGUGAAGGAUGGACUUGGCUUUUACCACUGCAGCGAACGAUAUAGACCUACUCCAUCGAAAUUAGUUGCGAUUCGCGAUACUGAAGAAGAUCAUUUUGCUAUUAUCGAUAUCAGUCAUGGUAAAAAUAUUGUUUUGGAAGAACUAGAGGCUUCGCGAGCAUUCUUCACACUUUACGAUGGCGGUAUCUUCCUUCAUCAGGGAAACACAUAUCUUGUUAAAGAGUUCUUGCCUGAGCGAAAAAUCGCCAAGGUUGAACUUGUCAAAGUCGAUUGGACAACCCAACAGCGCGAUUACACUGAUAUAGAUCCCAUUGAAACCGAAGCUAUCCGACGCAUUCCCAAUUCCCUCUCUCGUGCAUUCUUCGGCGCAAUCAAGAUCCAACAAAACGUCUUCGGAUUCUUCAAACUCGACAAGAAGAGACGUAUUCUCGACGCUAUUCAAGUGGAUAAUCCGCCAAUUAUCCUCUACAGUAAAGGAAUGUGGCUCGAUGUUCCUAAAAUAGCUCUUGAGAUUCUCGUUCAAAAACGUCUCAAUAUCGCUGGUGCUAUUCAUGCAGCUGAACAUGCAGUCUUAUCACUCAUGCCAAAUUUCGUAAUAAGUAUGCCGGGAGAUGUCCGCACAGAAUGUAAAGCCGGCACUAAAGAAUUCGCUCAAAAAGAAACAUCUCGGAAACGACCUGCUCGUCUCACAUUCUAUGAUGCGAAAGGCGGAGCUUCAGGAUCGGGUAUUAGUACUAAAGCUUUCGAAUUCAUUGAUCUCUUGUUAAAACAGGCUUUGAGGAGAAUAGAGGGUUGUCAUUGUUAUGAGGGAUGUGUAGAGUGUGUUGCGAGUGAAAAUUGUAAACAUGCUAAUGAGGUUAUGAGUAAAGCUGGUAGUGAAGUUAUCUUGAAGAGUUUUGCUGGGUUUGGAAAUUGA
Molecule: messenger RNA, 1362 nt
Organism: Sclerotinia sclerotiorum 1980 UF-70
Lineage: Eukaryota; Fungi; Ascomycota; Leotiomycetes; Helotiales; Sclerotiniaceae
Exons: 1
Coding region: 1-1362 (453 amino acids)
Source: RefSeq, a predicted model, not a curated record